AUGCUUAAAUUAUUUUUGUGGAAAGGACAGGACGCUUUGGUAGUGCUUGUCCUUUUGUCCUUAUUUGUGAAAUGGAAAUCGGUUACGUUGGUUAGUGCCCUGAGUAGGUGUCGCAGAAAGGAUGGAGUAGUGAUUCAACGUUGGUGUAAACCUGCUGAGCAGUCCUUCUUGAUGAGUGGGGACCACGUUAGAAAGUCCAUCCGUAGCACUCCACACGGGAAGAAAAGCAGAGUGAACACAUCUCGUCUUAUGUUAAGCAACGUGUGCGCCAACAGAAAUGUAGAGUUGGAGAAUUACCGCAACAUAGGGAUCAUAGCACACAUAGAUGCAGGAAAAACGACGACAACCGAGAGAAUACUUUAUUAUACAAAUGUUAUUAAAAAGAUUGGUGAAGUACAUGAGGGGAUGUCCACCAUGGACUAUUUGGACAUUGAAAGAGAGAAGGGGAUAACGAUCAAUGCUGCUGUUACUACUUGCUACUGGAAUGGAAGUGAGAAGAAUUUAGGAGAGUAUCGAAUCAACAUUAUAGAUACACCAGGGCAUGUCGAUUUCACAGCCGAGGUGGAGAAAAGUUUACGUGUUCUUGACGGAGGUGUGGUUGUAUUUGAUAGUAGCGAAGGGGUAGAAUCUCAAUCGGAAACUGUUUGGAAGCAAGCGAACAGAUAUAACAUUAGCCGAAUUAUAUUUUUAAACAAGUUAGACAAAGUGGGAGCAAAUUUUGAGUCUUGCAUAGAAGAAAUAAAAAGGAAAUUGAAUAAAAAGAUUUUGAUUUUGUUUGUUCCCGUUUUUGAGAUGACCAACUUUGUUAGCACCAUUGACAUUUUGAAGGAGAAAAUGAUUGUGUAUAAAAAUGCGCAUGAAUUUGUAUACGAAAAUAUUCCUAAGAGUCACUAUAAUACAUUUUUAACAUAUAAGAAUUUGCUAUUUGAACAGAUCGCUGAAAAAUUUAAUUCCUUUUUGGACAUGUACUUAAAUGAUAAGCCUAUUCAAGUGGAAGAGGUGGAGAAAUAUAUUCGAAAGUUAGUCGUGGAGGAAAAGUACAAUGUGGUUAUGUGUGGGUCUUCUUUGAAGAAUAAAAAUGUGCACAUGUUGUUAGACGCCGUUGUGAAGUAUUUACCUUCCCCCAUUGAUUCAAUUCAGAAUUAUAAAAAUCAGGUUAUAUUCAAACAUGAUGUUAAUAAGCGGGGGGAGAGGAUAUUACCGAUUGAGCUUCCCACUGUGGGUGUAAAGGAGGAAGCUACUGCGAGUAUAAGUGAGGAACCUGCGUUGGGUGGGGCAAGCAAUACUGAUAAGGGUACACGGCAGGAGGAGACCAUUGGUAGUGUCGCGAAAUCGAGUGAUAAUAUGUCGGAAGAACUAAAUCAGGUGAAUAUAAAAAAUUUUAAGAGAAAAGUAGUUGCGUUGAUUUAUAAAAUUAUGAACGACCAGCAUCUUGGAAAUAUAAAUUAUGUCCGCAUUUAUGAAGGGCAAAUAAAUAGGGGAGAUUAUAUUUAUAACAACAGAACGAAAAGGAGUGAAAAAAUUUCGAAAAUAUUUUUUAUACAUUCGAGUGAAAAGUAUGAAUUGGAAUGUGCGCGGGCAGGGGACAUUGUCGGCUUGGUUGGAUUGAAAGACACACAAAUUGGGGACACGUUAAGCAGUACUUUUUUGAGGGCUGAAUUGAAAAAAAUUAAAGAAAUUCCUCCGAUUAUUAGUUUUUAUAUUUAUAAUAAAAAUAAAAAUGAGUAUGAAAAGUUAAUUAACGCGUUAAUGAAGAUUAAAAAGGAGGACCACUCCUUCUUUUAUCACAUCAAUCCGGACACAAAGGAUUUGUUAAUUAGUGGAGUGGGGGAACUGCACUUGCAAAUUAUUAUUAACAAAAUUGAGAAGGAUUUUAAUAUCCCCAUCAUUUAUGGACAGCCACAAAUAUCCUACAAGGAAACCUUCGUUGAAAAUGUGGAGGCCAGGGGAAAGUACAUCAAGCAGUCAGGUGGACGGGGACAGUAUGGCGACGUCCACAUUAAGAUCGAGCCUAUGUACAGCUACGCCGAGGAGGAAGAGGAGGAGGAAGAAGAAGGGGACAGCCAUAACGAUGAGCAGAACUCCAAAAAGGUGGACGAUCGAAGCGAUGAACAGGAUGACUCAAACAGAAACAGCAUGAACAUUGACACUUCCGAAGUGAAUAAUAAUAUUAUUAUAAAAAACGAAAUAACCUGUGGAGCCAUUCCUUCAGCAUACUUUGACGCGAUAUACACGGGGAUACGGGAGCAGUGCAACUUGGGCGUUCUCUCAAACUCGCCACUGAUAAAUAUUAUUGUGAGGAUCGUGGAUGGAUCGUUCCACCCGGUCGAUAGCAACGAGCAUGCGUUCAAGUUGGCUGCGGGGAUCGCCAUUCGGGAGGCUGCGCGGAAGACGUCCGUUCGGCUGCUGGAGCCGAUGAUGAACCUCAACGUGUCCGUGCCCACUGAGUACCUGGGAGACGUCAUCAGCGACUUGGUUAAAAAGAGGGGAAAAAUACAGCACAUCGAUGAAAGCGACGAAUACACCAAGGAAAUAGUUGCGAGAGCACCCAUGGCUUCCAUCCUGUCCUACGUUAGCGACUUGCGGAAAAUAACCAAGGGGCGAGGAAAUUACACCAUGACGCUUCAUAAGUACGCCCUGGUGCCUCAGUACAUCCAGGAGCAAAUUUUGCAAAAGAAGGAUUGA
Molecule: messenger RNA, 2685 nt
Organism: Plasmodium fragile
Lineage: Eukaryota; Apicomplexa; Aconoidasida; Haemosporida; Plasmodiidae
Product: translation elongation factor G
Exons: 4
Coding region: 1-2685 (894 amino acids)
Biological process (GO): ribosome disassembly; mitochondrial translation
Cellular component (GO): mitochondrion
Molecular function (GO): GTP binding; GTPase activity; translation elongation factor activity
Source: RefSeq, a predicted model, not a curated record